Rosa rugosa (rugosa rose) is the source of this 1795-nucleotide messenger RNA. RefSeq lists its product as uncharacterized. Gene Ontology annotation, molecular function: ubiquitin-like protein conjugating enzyme binding; ubiquitin protein ligase activity. The record is from RefSeq and is a predicted model, not a curated record. The transcript is spliced from 2 exons. NCBI's taxonomy places the organism in Eukaryota, Viridiplantae, Streptophyta, Magnoliopsida, Rosales, Rosaceae. Gene Ontology annotation, biological process: ubiquitin-dependent protein catabolic process. Gene Ontology annotation, cellular component: endoplasmic reticulum. Bases 178 to 1485 code for a protein of 435 amino acids.
AUAUUCCCAGUCGCUUUAUCUGCCCUUGGCGCCUCUCUCAUGACAUUAACAGAGACAAUUUAGAAGAAGAAACCACCUGACCUGACCUGGAGUGGGCCGAUCUGAGAAACCAUCAUCUUUCUUUUCUUAUGCCAUGCCAGGGAUUUGAUAGAGUGGAUUGGUAGGGCAAGUCCUGCAAUGGAGAAUAGUAAUAAUAUGAUGACGGAACCAGUGAUGAUUUUGGAUUUAAACCAACAACCUGUAGAGCAACCUCAUGAUUCGGUCACUGGCUUACACUCCAUACUGAAUGAGCUAGAAACCGCCCAAGGACGCAUUGAAGAGCGUAUCAGACAGCUCGAAGCAGUCACCGCUAGGCAGCGUCAGAGGUGGAGGCAAGCUCUUGUUUCCCCUCAGGUUGUGAAUAUCACUCCGCCUGCUGAUACGCCAAAUGAACAACACAUUCACAGUCGGGAUGUUGAUGCUCUUGCCAAUGCUGCGAGAGAAAGAGAGACAACAAUAGAGACUGGGAAAACCAACACAACUGAGAGUACCCAUUUGAUAGCCAAGGCACUCGCGAUGGAUACAAAUCCUAAGAGGGUGGAGCCUCGUAUUGGGAGCUUCUUCGACUGUAAUAUAUGCUUGGACAUGGCAACAGAUCCUAUAUUGACAUGCUGCGGUCAUUUGUUUUGUUGGCCAUGCUUCUAUCAGUUGUCUUAUGCUGAUUCAAAUGCAAAGGAAUGCCCUGUGUGCAAAGGAGAAGUGACUGAUGCAACUAUAAUUCCAGUUUACGGGCACGGUGAUGGUAACAGUUCUCAAAAGUCAAAGGAAUUUGUUUCCGAGGCCCCUCCUAGGCCCCGUGCAGCCAGGAUUGAGGGUGUGAGGCAGCAGCUCAUUAGGCGAGGGCCAUCUUCCGUAAUUGAACACAGGAUUCAGCUACUAGUUGGUGCAUUGGGGGAGAGAAGACAGACACAGGAUUUUUUUGGUUCUCAUAUCAAUGCAAUGGCUGAAAGAACUAGUUUCUUUACCAGCCGGUAUCCAUCACCUGCCACCGAAACAUCAAGCACCCAGCACCAUGAUUCACUUCAAGUUUCAAGAUUAUUGAUGCAAAGAGCUGCUUCAGUUUCUUCCCUUUCAUCAGCACUGAAUACUGCAGAAAGAUUAGUUGAGGAUCUCGAGGCAUAUAGUAAUGAUCCCCGCAUGAGAAGAAACCACCAGCAAUCUCCAAGUAAUGAUAAUGGAGUUACAUCUUCAAAUAUUGCUACAAUUAUACAACCAGAAAACCUGACGUCUGAUACAGCUGCCGAAAUCAAUUCAGAUGUGCUUCCAGCUGCUUCCUUUUUAAGGAGUUUUCCUGCUAGUGCGGGCUUGGAAGACCAGACCGUGAAUUCAGAAAUAGAUUCAACAUUUCGAUCUUCAUCUUCGAGGAGAAGAAGUAGUUUUCAGAGAGGCUCUGGUGUGAAUAAUAAUCAGCAUUCAUCUGAACCCAGAAGGAGAAGGUUGAGAUGAAGCAAAGAUCUUUCUCAGCAGAAUUUGAUCAAAAUGAUACAAGGUUCCUUCUGUUUGCAUAUGGCUGUGUGUGCCAAGUUGCCAACCAUGUACGAAGUUCUCACUGCUGUUAAAAGCAAUUUCAUAUACAUUUUGUAAAAAGGAUACUCCAAUGUGAUCAAGUAUGGCAUAUCUGGGCUAUUAAUAAGGGCAGAGUAAUGUCUUCCUUCUUUCCAUUUCAAGAAUUGAAGCUGUGUAAUGGCACUAGGGCCUUUCUUUAUGCCAGAGAACAGGUCAUAUAGGUAAAGCUUUAUCUUCUAGUUUUGAUGUC